UUUAAAAUUUAAGAAACUUUUAUAUCGUAAUAUCUGAAAUAUGUAUUUGCACUUUAUAUUUUUUGUAUACAAAGCGUUUACAAGUAUUAUAUUAAAGAAUAUAUAUUUGAAUAUUAUAUUUUUCUCGUAUAAGUAUUCUUUUCAGAUUAUUAAAUAUUGCUGCCACAUCGUUGUUAACGUUUCUAAUAUUUUUAUAUAAAUGAUUAUUAUCUUGAUGUACUACUCAAAUGACCUACAAGAAUUUUUCUUCAUCACAGGAUAUCUAAAGUAGCUAUUUGCAAACAGUUUCCUUUAGGAGAUACUGAGACAGUGGGUCAGGUUAACAACUUCUUGUCGCAUCGUCUGUGCACCCACCAGCUUGCAGAUAAUUAACUAAUUAAUUUCAUUUCCUCGACUCCUAGCUGUCUUGAUCGUUCAUUCCAGAAGAAUAUCGCAAAAUAGAACUUGGAAAAUUUAUCAAAUUACGUUAUUUUAUGUACUUUAUUGUACAACGAAUAUUGUAAUUUAUGAUUUUUUUUAAAUUUCAAGUUAUUAAAAAUACAGCAUAUUUUUUAGUAUUAAUGUCGAACCUUAAGUCUGCAAUGAGAACAUAAAAUGAUAUAUUGUAACAUAAUAACAUUUGCGGCAAGCGAUAAGCGAUCACAUUUCAUUUUAUUAUACAUCCAUUGAGAUAUGGACAAGAAUUCCGGAGUUGGCUUGGAUGGUUGCACGCAACUUAAGCCUUUUUUAGUUAUAAAUAUAAAUAAACUCAUGUUUCCCUUAUCAAAGAUUAUUUCAAUAAUUAUCGCAAAUAAUUAUGAGUUCAUAAACAUUUUGAUGGUAAUCUUCUAAAAGAAAUUUUUUUUAAACAAUGCUUCUUUUAUUUUAAACGAAAAUAUCUUUAAUGAUUUUACUAUUUAACAUGUUUUCGGCAUAUUUGUAAUUGGUUAAAAGUAUAAAAUUAAAAUGUAAAUUUUGCAAUAAUAUAUCAUUUUUGUUACAAAGAUAUAUAUGUAUCACGUGUAAAGAGACAUGAUAGUAGCGCACUCAUACGCCGUUUUAAGAAAUACCGAUAUCGUAUUCUGAAAAAUUCCACGGACUUAUAAUACUUUGCAACAGAAGAAUAAGUAAUUUGUAUUAUAUUGUCGAUUGUCGAGCAAACAAUUCCCCAGUAAAACGACUCAGAGUUCAAAGUUUAUGUUUAGCUAUUGAGAAAAACAAAGCAAAUGUAAGAGUACGCAUUUUGAAGGAGAUUUAUUAUACUGGAUAUUUAAUUUAUGAUAAAAUAAUUAUUUUACCUAUGAUAAAGGAUUUACUUAUUAGUUAUUAAGAUGGAAGUAGAAUUACCAGAUUGUAUUUAUAAAAUACAAGCUGUUAAUCGUGCACGUCAAAUACCAAGCGUAAAUUAUCUGUGGGAUAAAUCCAUGGAAGUAUAUGGUCGUGUGAAAGAGACAAAUGUAUUCGUUCAUUGGGCAUUUAACACAAUGGAAAAUGUUUUCAAUAUUGUAAUUGAAAAAUCAUUACCAGUAGCUAAGUUAAUGGAAAAGCCAAUUUAUACUUUGGAUAAAACACUUUGUCAAGGACUGGACUAUGUAGAAGUAAAGUUGCCUAUAAUCAAGGAAGAACCAAAACAGAUAAUUAAUCGUACUAAGUCUAUUGUAUCUAAACGUCUCAAACCAGCUGUUAAAACAUUAACUGAAUUAAAACAAGAAACCAAACAUAAAGUUAGAGUUAUGACAUUACUGACUUAUUAUAAAGUUCAUUACUUAAGGAUAUAUAGUUGGCAACAGGCAGAUCGAGUAAUGUCAACUGAAACAGGGAUUAAUAUUUUAAAGACUGUCGAUAAUACUACUGAUUUUGUUGAGUUAAUGUUAGAUAAAUAUUUGCCUGUUCCUUAUGAUGAAUUUCAUAGUAAUGAAACAGAAAAAUUAUGCAAUGAAGAUGGAAAACUACAUCAUACUGUGGAAAGGCUGAGUGAAUUUAGUUCUCGUGCUUCACGACGUAUUUACUUUGCUUUAAUAGAUAGGUGGCAACACUUGUACAAAAUAGAAAUUCUUAUUUUAAUAUUAUACACUCUUAUUGUUAUUCAAACAAUUAAAUGUUUAGAAUCAACAUUGUCGUUCAUUUUUAAAUUAUUUAACAACUGCCUUGUCUCUCACUAGGAUGAAUGUAAUCUGUGAUAAACAUAUGAAACACUAACAGUGUAUUAAUAUUACUUUUAAAUUCCUGUUUGUUGAAUUUUUAUGAUAAUAUAUUUGAGAUUAAAAUUCUUGUCAUCUAGAUAUUAUGCAGUAUAAAUUAAAGCAAGCAAAUGUGGUAUUGUGAAUGAUUUUGUAAUAUCUUUAGUUUAUAUGUUGUAUUUUAUUUAUAUAACUGUAAAUUAUAUGAUUUUAUAAUCAUAUAAAAAACAUUCUGUACAUACUUAUUUAAAGGUUUUAAUAUUAAUGUGUUAAAAAUAUUUGUACAAUUUUGUAUUUAAUGUUAAAUAUUUUAUAAAUACUAAAGCCAUUGGCAACAGUA
Molecule: messenger RNA, 2499 nt
Organism: Osmia lignaria (orchard mason bee)
Lineage: Eukaryota; Metazoa; Arthropoda; Insecta; Hymenoptera; Megachilidae
Product: Lipid storage droplet-2
Biological process (GO): lipid storage; positive regulation of triglyceride storage
Cellular component (GO): cytosol; lipid droplet
Source: RefSeq, a predicted model, not a curated record